Cryphonectria parasitica EP155 is the source of this 699-nucleotide messenger RNA. RefSeq lists its product as uncharacterized. Bases 402 to 683 code for a protein of 93 amino acids. Lineage: Eukaryota; Fungi; Ascomycota; Sordariomycetes; Diaporthales; Cryphonectriaceae. The record is from RefSeq and is a predicted model, not a curated record. The transcript has a single exon.
GAAAAAACUCCCGAAAAGUAUGGCAAGCACCAUCUUACCCAGUAUUGGGGCGAGGAUACCUGGUAUCUCCUCCUUCCUCUCAUCCAUGCUUACCAACACUGUUUAUUUGUUGUUUUUUUUAAUUACCUCUUUUGUUUCUUUCUCUUUUCCUUAGCUUCUGUGGCUUGCCUGGUGAAAUCCAUCGUCUGCAAUCCCUCCUCCGCCCACACAACCCUUUACCCAUGCCUAGCCCAACAACACCCUCACCACUACAGACAUCAUCGUCACCGCGACUGACAGCAGGAGCAGAAAAGUUCAUGCGGGUGGCUGCAUGUUGGUCAGAAACCCCAGAUUACAUGCUGCACCAUGCAAACACGAGAAAGAAACAAGCCAUAUAGAGUGACACGAUAUCUUGGCGGAUUAUGAAGACAGAAGGGAAAAACGUCGAGGUGGGAAGCAAUGGCUGCCGGAAAGGCCCGCCAUCUUUCUCGUCCAGGCCCAUGCACCGUGUGGCUCGGCCUGGCCAGAUGUCUAGCAACAUGGCAACCAAGAGCCGUUCCCCGAGAGAGUCUUCUCGACAGCGAUGGGCUCGAUGUCCCUCCUCUCCACCCCACAGGUAUACUCUAUACAGCACACCAUGGAGCCCGGCCAGUGGGCUAGACGGGCUCUCUGUCUAUUCACGACAGUUCUGUGCAAUUGCGUAAUUUGGACUCUAUUUCC